AUGGGUAGCAUCUACAACAGACGGAUGCAAUCGCACGUCGCACCGGGCUUGCACGUGUUGGCGCAGGAGGAACUGCUCGUGGAGGAUCUCAAGGUCGCGGCCGUGGGCGUGGAGAGGCCGUUGGACGCGAUCAAUAGGGUACGUCGUCGCCGUACAGGCUUCUCUUCCCUUGCGUGCGCAAGCCGUCGACCGCAUGUUGAAGAAGAGGUGUCGGGAUGA
Microbotryum saponariae is the source of this 219-nucleotide messenger RNA. The record is from the annotation of a GenBank genome assembly. Lineage: Eukaryota; Fungi; Basidiomycota; Microbotryomycetes; Microbotryales; Microbotryaceae.